AUGCAGCCCUGGCCUGCCGCCCUCAGCCUGCUCGCCAUGCGCUGGCCCGCCGUCCUCGCCGCCGCCCUCGCGCCUCGCUGGCAGGACCAGAGUCCGCUCGCUGACCCAAGCCUCGCUUUGGCAGCCUCGUGCGCCGGCUACGCCUUUCCGGCCGUCGUCUGCAUCCGCAACCGCGGUGCUGUCAUCCACGGCGACUUCGAGCGUGCCGUUGUCAACAACUUCGCCCACGCCGACACGUACCGCUCGACCCACAUACCGCACGAGCCUAGUUUCCGUCACGUCCGGGACGCCGACUUCGUGGUUUGGGAUGAGAGCAGCGCCGCCCACGUGCUGGGCCCGUCGCCAUCAGUUGAGUUCGUCUUCGGGCUGAAGGGGCUGCUGUCGCACGAGGCGCCUGUCUACUCGCCCGAGACGAACGAGCUGUACUUCUCGCGCCUCGAGCACCGCUUCCUGCCGCAGCUGGUCGUCGAUCUCGACGUGGAUCCGCCGCGGCUGGUCGAGAAGACGGCAAGCCCGCCCAUCUACGGCGCCACUGGCGGCCGCUACCGCGACGGCCUGCUCUAUUUCUCCACCGUUGGCGGCGCCGAGGACAUCGACGGCCGCAGCUAUCGCCCGGGCAUCUACACCCUGAACGCCACCACGGGCGAGUCGCGCACCCUGCUGAACAACUACUACGGCUACUACUUCAACGGCGCCGACGACUUCGACUUCGACCGCCACGGCAACAUCUGGUUCACCGACGACGACUACGGCCGCCCCACGGGCCUCAACACGCGCGCCCCACAGAUGGCCGCCGCCACCUACCGCUUCUCGCCCGCCACCAACCUCGUCACCCUCGUCGACGACACCCUCACCGAGCCCAAUGGCGCCCAGUUCUCACCCGACGGCCGCACCCUCUACCUCACCGACACGGGCGCCGCCCGCGUCGUCAUCGACCCCCGAGUCGACCCGGCCCCGCCCGUGGGCUACAACACGACCGGGAGGCGCGCAAUCUACGCCUUUGACGUUGACGGCGCCCGCCUGUCCGGUCGCCGCCCCUUCCACCAGGCUGUCGAGCUGUUCCCCGACGGCAUCAAGGCGUCGCGGGACGGCUACGUGCUUACCAACGCCGCCAAGGGCGUCAUGGUCUUGGAUGCCGACGGCGCUCCUGUCGUCAUGGUGCAGACCAACUUUACCGUCAUCAACAUGGCCUGGGUGGGCCGCGACGCCGAUGAGCUGUGGGCAGUGGGGAAGGGGGGCGCGGCGAGGAUCAGGCUGGGCCUGAGGGGCCCGGUGCUCUGGUAG
Diplodia corticola is the source of this 1284-nucleotide messenger RNA. Its product is annotated as lactonohydrolase. Lineage: Eukaryota; Fungi; Ascomycota; Dothideomycetes; Botryosphaeriales; Botryosphaeriaceae. Bases 1 to 1284 code for a protein of 427 amino acids. The transcript has 2 exons. The record is from RefSeq and is a predicted model, not a curated record.